Molecule: messenger RNA, 6649 nt
Organism: Helicoverpa zea (corn earworm)
Lineage: Eukaryota; Metazoa; Arthropoda; Insecta; Lepidoptera; Noctuidae
Exons: 15
Coding region: 388-3399 (1003 amino acids)
Source: RefSeq, a predicted model, not a curated record
AAUUGCGUUUUGAUUUUGCAAGUAAAUCCCUAAUCAACUUAUUACAAAAGUUUCACAACACUAUGCAUCACGGUAAAAAAGUCUAGCUAGGGUAGGGCUUUGUUUGUAAAGUGGAAAUUAAAUGUAAAAAGAAACUUUUAGAGCUAUUGUAGAGUAGUUAAAAAUGUGAUAGUGUAAUGUUGAUUUGAUAUAAGUUACUUAAUAUAUUAUAGAAUAUUUAGAUUAAUUAUUGUAAAUACAAAACUAAAUAAAUAAUUGGUGACCUUGAGCGUAAGCAAUACAGCUGUCAGAUAACCUAACCACAAUUUUUGUAAACGAAAGAUGAAAAUACGAGUUUCUAUUGUGAAGUGUUAUUUUAUGCAGCGUAAAUAAAUAUCCUUUGUAACAAUGGAUGAAACCGUCACACACUACAUAACUUCCCACCCAGCUGAUGAGGCGGUACAUGUGGACGGAAAUGCCUUGGCCCUCAAUGUGCAGGAUGAUGGAGGCGGCAGGGUGGCCAUCAUGCACUCCCAGACAUUCUCCACCUCACUCUGCAGACAAGUAUCAGUGGGAGACCAAGUGGCUGAGGGUCAAUGGGGGGAAGAGCUGAUGGAUCCAGAAGGCAGGCUGGCAGCUCUCAUGGCACACAUCACCUCCCAACAGUCGAGGGGACAGCCUCAGAUGCACCAUAAGAUUCAUACAGUAAGGGGUGAUGUGGAUAGCUCUAUAAUCCUGGAUAGCUCCAUGAGGCUAUUCCAUGGCCCACCAAUGGACCAGUCACAAGAUGCCAUAGUGGUAGACAUAGGCCACCUGCCUCCUCUGCCUCCCUUGCAGGACAUGAAACGGUGUCCCGAAACUGAUUGGUUCAGUAAUAAGGCCAAACUACAACUUAAAGACGACUCGUCUAUGGUGGAGUCAGACGGGCCAGUACUAGAAUUAGGUCCGGGAGCAUCGCCGGCGCAGCACAAACAUCAGAGCAAGAAGAGUUUGCCGCACAAGAAGAGAAUAUCUAGGAAGUUGAAGAAGAAUAACGGCAAUAGUACUCCUGAGCAGCAGGAGCUGGUAGUGAUCAGCUGUUCUGAUGUGGAUUCUCGCAUGGGGCUGGCGGCGCCGGGCUCGGAGCAGGAGAUCCUGCCCGACACCUUCGCGCCGCACCACGCGCACCACAUCACCCAUGAGGUGCGUCCAAUCUACAUCUGCCAGCUAUGCGGCGAGUUCUACGGAGAGGAACAGUUGAAGUUCUACCAGCAUCUGAAACAACACUAUGAGCCUCACAUCAUUAUUGAGAACCCCGUGCCUGAUUUGGGCAUCGAUAAGAUGUCCAACAGCUGCAUAGUAGACAACGUAACAACGAUCCCAGAUUCAAUCGUAGAACUGUCUCUCGAGAACACCAUACCCAAAACCAUGUACCAAACGAUAGACAAACACGUACUAUACACUACAAGCGAUAAAACAUACACGUACCCUAACAAUAAGGUUCAAUAUUCCAUGGCAAGUAUGGACAAGGAACCGCCCACUGUGGUACAAGAGGUUGAGAAGACGGAUCUAUAUGAUUCUUUGGAUAAAUUGGAUUUGUACAGCUGCGGGAAGUGUAAUAAGUCGUUUAGGAAGCAGAAGCAGUGUGAAGCGCAUAUUAAAGAGGUUCAUAGUAAUAUGAAGCUAGAAGACAUGGGCGAAUUCAGCGAACCAGAAGACUUAAUGGAAGGCAUCCACGUCGCCGUCGACGAACCACAUGAAUCGCACGUUCCGCACGAUUCCCACGUUCCUCACGACUCGCACGUGCCGCACGACUCGCACGACGCGCACGAGUCGCACGCGCAACAUCAACAGUAUGAACAUACGUUGCUGCCGCACCUGACGGUGGAAAACGGACAUGCACAUCAAGAGAAUGUGAGGCAUUGGUACGGUCGCGGGGCUAGCACGGCGCCCCCGGGCGGCGCAGCUCCCGCGGGCGCGGUGCAGUGCUGCGCGGCGCCGCAUGAUACACAACACCUCAAGAUGCUUAAAGCUAACUCGCAAUAUGAAAUCCUGCGCCGUAUCCUAGAAACAGAUGUGACAACCAACAACCAGAAUUUCGCCGACAACAUUAUACCCGACAACGCCGACAACAUUAUAACCGAAAACCCCGACAACAUGAUGUCCGACAACGCCGACACUUCUGACCUACCUAAUGACAACCCACCACCUGAUGACACUCCUGCUAGUGACGUGAAACCAGAUGUGGAGAAGAAGAAAAGUAAACAUUUCGAGUGUCCAGAGUGUCCGAGAGUGUUUCAACAUCGGAAUAGUUUGUUGUAUCAUUUGUUGUCGCAUAGUGGGAAGCAGCACAUGUGUCGAGAGUGCGGGAAGGGAUUUUAUACUGUUGCUGCGCUUAAGAUCCACAAGCGCGUGCACAACGGCGACCGGCCGUACAAGUGCGACGUGUGCGGCCGCGACUUCCGCCAGUGGAGCGACGUCAAGUACCACAAGAUCUCCAUACACUCCGACCAGAAACUAUUUAAAUGCGAGUUCUGCGGCAAGGAGUUCGCUCGCAAAUACUCCCUGAACGUCCACCGUCGCAUCCACACGGGCGAGAGGAACUACAAGUGUGACUACUGCACCAAGACCUUCCGAGCCUCGUCCUACAGGCUCAGCCAUAUGCGGACACAUACUGGUGACAGACCCCACAAAUGUUCCCAGUGUGACAAGAGUUUCCGCGUGGGAGGCGACCUGCGCCGGCACAUGCUCAUACACGACAAAGUGCGGAACCGGAUUACAGACCAGAAGACCAAGCCCAAAGACAACGACGACAAGAAACCCAUAGACAAAGCAGACGACAAACCUAACAUCAAAAUAGAAUCAUCUAAAAUUAAGAAAAUUGCCCUAGCAUCUACUACUAAAGGUCCCAUAAUUUUAAGGUCUUCUGAAAAGAAAACUAAGCCUAAUAAGAAAAACCAUAAUCCCAAAAAAGGAGCGCCUAACGUAACCAUAGACCAGCUAGAUGAAAGCUAUACAAAUAACGUGGAAGUGUUCGACACGAGGCAAGACGGACAUUAUGGAAAGUUAGUUUCUGCUAAAGAGGAAUAUAGUGAGUGUAAUUAUAAAGACGAACUCGAAAAUCCGUUUGCGAAGCAAGUUAUAGAGUACAAAGAGGAACAAAGCCACGAGAGGGAACUUGCUAUACUGAGGCCUAUGUUUAGGAACAAUGUGCUCUGUGAUCAGACUGUGGCCGAACCCGACCAUACAGUGUUUAGACAAGAGAAUACUGACGGGAAAAUGCAAGUGUACACUCAUAUAGAGAAGGGUAAUAUCAUAGUGCCUAAUUCUCAAAUGUCACUUGGACAUUUGGAGCGUGACGUGCGGACAGAAAUGCAUGAAACUACUGAAAACGGCUUCAUCGAGAGACUGACGGCGCUCUACAACAUACCCGCGGUAUGAGCCUCUGUGAUACACAAACAGACCACGCCAAAUAACUUUGCGCCUCUGAAGUCAUACGAAAUGCGAAUGCGCAAGUUCGGAAGCGCACAGUUAUCUGACGUGAGCUGUAACUAGUUUCAAUUUUAUCCAUAUAAAUUAGUAUUACAAUCGCUGCUACAAGGCGCUACUUGGCUUGAAAUGGCAAAAUUGGAUACGACUUUUCGUAUCAUAAGACUAAAAUUAAAUUAAAGAUUAAAGACUGCGAAUAUGAAAUACGAGUUUCCAUAUCCCCUUUUGCUAAGUAUUUAUUAAUAGAAAUAACUUUGUUUUAUUACAUUUUAUUUGAUGAAUAAAUGCUUAAAAUAUUAUCGAGUAACAACAAGGUAUGAAAUCUUCCGAAUGCUUCGUAGCGCCAAAAGUUAGUGGCAUCCAAACUUAUUUCUUAGGACCAAAAUAUAUCAAAUAAUAAUGCGAAAGUUUUAUAAAACUAACAUUUGUACCGCUUUGUUAUUUAUUAGGAUUUUAUAUCGGCACGGGUCUUACGCAGACACAUUGUAUAAUGUAGUCAAUUUAAUGUACUAGAAUAGUCCAAAUACUAGUUCUUUUAUGUAAUCACUAUUUUCUUUAAUUUUAUUUAUAAUAUUUGGACGGCGGUUACUACGGAUCUAUCUUACUUUUAAUGCACUUAAUUUUUUUCUUUUUAUAAUUUUUUAGCAAAUAAAAUAUACAAAGCUUGAUUUUUAUCAAUCGGGAAUAAUCUUCAACUUUUAAAAAUACGGAAUUCCUUGCUAAUAUUAUAAAUGCAAAAGUAACCCUGUCUGUCUGUCGCACUUUUACCGAAACUACUAAACCGAUUAUGAUGAAGGGUAAAAAAUAUAGAUAUCCUAGACCCUAUUACCCAUAAGUAGUAUGUAGUUCCCUCGAGAUAAGAGUGGAACCGAGGAGAACACGUAGAUUAUACUUACUUUGUUUUCAAAUAACUACGUUCUAAAUGUAUAACGCAGAACAUUAGUGUGAUAAUAGUGACUUAUUCUAGUGCAGUUUAGUAUAAUUGAACUAGAAGGACAACACAGCAAUAAAAUUAAUGUACAUAAUUACUAUUGGUUCAAUGAUCAAGUGAUUUCUUUAAAAAUGAGGAUUGUUUUGAUGGGUACCUAAUUUUGCUGUUUUUGAGAAAUUGCAUUUGCCAAUGUUAGGAAUGGGAAAUAAAUGUACUAAUUUAUUAUCUAUAAGUGCAAUUGAUAAAAAGUAAGUACGUUAAACACCUUUUAAGAUAGAAUGAUUAUCGCAUCAUGCAAAUUCUCUUGUGAGCCCGUGGCAGACACUAGUUCAUGUAAAUUUUUUGAGUCAACAUUUCAAGCGCCAACUAUAUUAGAUACCCACCAUAACCAACCAUAUAUUUAACCUGUUAAACAACUAAUAAUAAUUCAAAGAGGCCUUUAAUAAAGAACAGAUAUUGAUAUAAAAACUAUAGUCAAAUUUAAUAGUUACGUUGUAUUUAUACAUUUUAAUAUGUUCUAUGAUAUAAUGAUCAAAAUAUACCGAGAUGGAAAUAUAUACUUCUAAUGUAUAAAGUUGACCUCGAAAAUGUACUGUAAAUAAAGUGAAAUAAUAUCAAGUAAUGUGCUGAAAUAAAGACUGAAUUCUAAUGUUUUGCUAGUGUAUGUUAUGUAUACUAAUAACUUAAGCGUAAUAUUUUUACUUAGACUAGAUGCAGCAUAAUGUAACGAUAGAGUUAUAUGUUACUUACCUCGAAAUACUCAAACGUUACUUAAUUUUUAAGUUAAGCAGUUUUUGAAUUGAGUGGCGUUUGAGUGUUUGGCCGAUAGUGAAUUAUAGUGACGUUGUGACGUCGUAGUUACAGUGCCAAUAACUGAAACUGCAGGAUCAUUUUAUACAUACAUACCUUUUUGAAAUAACCAAAAUAAUGCCAGGAUUGGUUAUAAACAGUACCUAUUUGUAGUCGGAAUAAAGGUUGCUAUAGUUAAUACUUAAUAACUCCUAUCCUAGAAUAACACAUUGAUGACUCUAAAAAGGACAUAACAUUAACAUAAGUAUAUGAAAAUGGUUAGGUACCACGAUUUGAUAUCAUCUUAUAGGCAUUUUCAUAGAGACAGUUGCUUGUAAAAUGAUCUUGCAGAUAUAUUAGUUUCUCCAUUAAACCACAUAAAUGAACUAUAAUGUUUUACUUCCACUUUGAACGAACUUAUCACUAUUAAUAAAAUUAACGACUGCUUGCCUAUGUAUGAACUAAAAUCAAAUGAAAUGAUGUUAUAUGUAGUCAUGACAUUGAACAUGAAUGAUUUUAUCAUGCAAUAAAUAAUUUUAGCAAUAAUUGAAUUGAACCACAAACUAAAGAGUCAUUUGUGAGAAUUAAGCCAUUUAUGAAAAGGGAAAUAAUUGUAUAAUAUCUUAUUGAACCAUUGAUUGCACACUUAUGAAGUUUUCAAAGUUUAAAGGCAUUGAUGAAAUCUUAAACCCAACGGGUUUUAACCACAAGUUACAUUGUAUAUUAUUUUAAAUCUUCAUACAUCUGAAUAAUCGAGCAUUUGUUACACAAAAACUUUUAAUCAUCAUAUUACACGGCGGACUUGGUUUGCCGAGCCUUCUAACAUGGUUAUACAAUACAAAAAUUUUAAGAAAUGUUUUAACUUUUAAGUAUUCACAACAUCUUAAGGCUGUGUUCAAACCAAACUGACUGUCAGCCGCCGAAUGUGAGCGAGCGUUACGCAGUUUAUUGUAUUUCCAUACUUAUAUGCAUUUUUUCGUUCACAUAUAACCGACGAUACGCUAUGAGUAAUAUGCACUGACGCUGACUGGUUUGAACGCAGCUUAACUGAUAAUUAUCUUAAAAAAUAAUUGAAGCAAGCUUCAAAUUGAUUUUAUCCCUUUUACACACACGCAUCUACCACGAAUUAUUACAAAAAAUAACUGAAACAAGCUUCACACUGAUUUUAUACGUUUUAAAAUACACACAUACACACACAAGGUAAUGUAUUACUUAAUUUUUAAUUCAAUAAUUUAUUCUUCCAAUGAAUCUGCUUUCAAAAUAACUUAGAAGAAAUCUAUCAAUAUAUCUUAUACAGUCAUACACUUUGAAUGAAAUAUGUUUUUGUAUGUUUUCUCCUUCCAAUACAUAAUGUAAAUAACUAUGCUUCCGAAAGACAAGUAACUGUUCAUAAGUUCACGGAGUCUAUGUACCACCAAGUUUUGUACAUUGUAAAUACUUGUAACCUAUCAUAGUUCAAGAGAAUAAAUGAGUUUCUUGUUA